UCGGACUCCCACCACAGCAGUGUCCAAUCAAACUGUGACGUGAGGGGCGAUUCAUUAAAGAGAUGACUACACCGUUCAAUGGGCUUGGCCUCCUCGACGCGACAUUCUAACCCCAUCGACCGUACAAACAAAAUAAAAACAAUGUGGAAGUGAUUCCUCCUAGUGCUCCGACUUGUGUUUCUUCUUAUUUCGAAAAUAUGUACAGCUACGCGUUCUUUGUGUGUUUACUGACGGUGGGCGUGACUGGGCAAUACGAAUGGCAAGCCAGGGACCCCUUCGACGAAGUGUCUCGUUCGAUGAACAGAGUCAACAAGUACAACUGCGAAAUCCAACAUGUUGGCGAUCUGUACCUGCCCGAGAAUUCGGUGUCGCAUCUGCCCGACAUCAAAGACAUCAACAUCAAUCCCGUGUUCCCCAACAGGACUCAAUUGUUGCACAUGCACAACAUGGCACUCAACAGGGCCUUCUUCUGGUCCUACAUACUACAGAGUAGGUUCAUCAGGCCCGCCAUAAACGAUACUUACGAUCCGGGGAUGAUGUACUACUUCUUGUCCACUGUGGCUGAUGUGUCAACAAACAAACACAUCAACGCCAGUGCUAUAUACUUCUCUCCGAACAUGUCGUAUUCCAGCUCGUACCGAGGAUUUUUCAACAAAACGUUUCCGAGGUUUGCACCAAGAACAUUCAGAGCGGACGACUUCAACGACCCCAUCCACCUGGAACGAAUAUCGACGCUCAACACGUUCACGGUGCAAGAUUUGGGCGCCAUCAAGCCCGAAACCAGCAGCGAUUACACCUCCGACUAUUACAGAAUCAACGAAUGGUACAAGAAAUGGCUUCCGGACUUCGUGGUGGGCAGACACGAUACCAAAACCACGUACCAAGUGGAAAUUCGAUACGCCAACAAUACGAACGAAACGUUCACUUUCCACGGACCUCCGGGCGCCGAUGAAAUUCCGGGUCCGGUGAAAUGGACCAGGCCGUAUUUCGACUGCGGAAGAUCCAAUAGGUGGUUGGUGGCGGCGGUCGUUCCAAUUGCCGACAUAUAUCCGAGACAUACAGGAUUCAGACACAUCGAAUACCCGACAUAUACGGGUGUGAGCGUGGUCGAAAUGGAUUUUGAACGAAUAGACAUAAACCAAUGCCCGCCCGGCGAAGGAAAUAACGGUCCUAAUAUGUUCGCAGAUACAGCAAGAUGCAAAAAGGAAACCACAGAGUGCGAACCACUUCACGGCUGGGGUUUUCGAAGAGGAGCUUACCAAUGUAGGUGCAGGCCUGGAUAUAGGUUACCCAUGCAAACCAGGAGACCAUUUUUGGGGGAAAUUGUUGAACGAGCGACAGCGGAACAAUAUUACAACGGAUUUGAUUGCCAGAAGAUUGGAUGGAUCCAAAAACUUCCGAUCCAAUGGGAGAAAGCCGUCCCGUACAUCCGGGAACUCUAUCUCGACAAAUACAGCGAAUACCGUAACCAAACUUUUGGACCUGCUUCGUUGAGUCAACCCAAGCUCAACGUCCAUCGCGUUCUCGACUUCAUAUUGGGAAUGAACAAGGUGAACUGCAAAAACUACAAGCCAGAGGACUUGCAGCUUCACGGAGGCGUCAUGUACGGCGCCGAAGAAUAUUUCCAAAACGAAGCCAAGAUGGCUCUGCGGCUGGCCAACUUCAUCAGUGCCUUUUUGCAAGUUAACGAUCCCAAAGAGGUUUAUUCCGGAAAGAGGGUAACCGAUAAAGAACUGACGGAAGAUCAGAUGUUCGGCGAAACACUUGCUUUAGUUCUAGGCAACAGUCGAAUUUGGUCCGCCGGCACCUAUUGGGAGCGCAACAAGUUCACGAACCGCACCCUGUUUGCCCCGUUCGCUUACAAAAAAAUUCUCAACACCAGAAAAUACAACGUCGAAGAUUUGGCGCGAUUGAACAAACCAGAAGACGUCUACCUCAACAAGCCCUGGUUCAAAUUCCUACGACACCGCUGGGCCUCCAAUUUCGACAAUCUCGAGAAAUUCUGGAUGAAAAUCAGGAUCAGAUUCAACGAGACGGGCGAAACGACCAUGAAGUUCGAACAUUUUCCAAACUACUACAUGGGAGCGAGAUUGGAACACGGUUAUUGGACGGCCCCUUACUAUGAUUGUCACGGAAAAGUGCCGAUGUGGAAAAUAAGAUAUGUGGCGCCCUUCUUCGGUUGGGACAGUCUCAAAGCGAAACUAGAGUUCAAAGGAGCUGUAGGUGUCACAAUGGAUUUACUGAAGUUAGACAUCAAUCAAUGUCCUGAUGAAUACUAUGUAGCAAACGCUUUCAAAGAUACUCACAAAUGCGACCAAAAAACAUCAUAUUGUGUUCCAAUCUUGGGAAGAGGUUUCGAAACUGGUGGUUAUAAAUGCGAAUGCAAACAAGGCUUUGAAUACCCCCUCGAAGACCCCAUAACAUAUUACGAUGGUCAAUUAGUGGAAGCGGAAUUCAGUAACUUGGUGGACAAUAACGAGACACGUUUCAACAUGUUCAAGUGUCGCCUAGCUGGAGCCAGUGGCAUUCAGGCUAGUACAGCAAACAUUAUUAUUUUAUUAAUAGCGUGUUUUGGAAUGUACAAUAAUUUUAGGUAAUACACACAUGAACACGAUGUUGGCAGAAAAAUCAUUAUUAUUUGAUAUCAGUAUAUUAUUGUUCCAGAUCUGAAAUAUGAAAGGCCUUAUAAAUUCAGUGCCUUCAUAGAAAAAAAACAUGACCGAACGUAUGACAAAUUGUAUCAUAAACCGUCCAGAUGUGUACUUCAAUUUCUGUAUAUUUUUUGUUUUUACUAGAUAUAGUUUUUAUAAUAGUUUUAGGUAUUUUUUUACAAGAAAGGCAUACCAUAAUUAUACGACAAGAGUCAAUUAAAUAAUAGAUAUUAUUGAAUAGGUACUGUUGAAUUUUUUUAUUCAGUUUCAUUAUAACCAAUCUUCAUUUCAACUCAUUUCAACAAUUUCUCCUGUUUUUUUUCAAAAGCCCAGAAUCUUUGAUAUUAUUGUAUUUAUACCAACGUUUGUUUCAGUACUUGAAUUAUUUUUUUUUAUAAAAUAACCAGAGAGAUGAAAUGAAGAAGGAAAUGUAAUUUUAUUAAACUUUUCAAACAUAGCUUGGUUGCUUUGUACAAUGUAUGUAUUUUUCUAUCUAGUUAGUGAAAUGAAAAGUCCAUAUAAUCCCUCUGCUGAUGAUCUCGAACUAAAGUAAACAGUUUGUUUUCAGCGGGUUGAUAUAUGAUCAAGACUAAACAUUGCGCAGUUUUGAACAUAAUCUGACAUUGGAAUUGACCUCACUAUGACUGAAAAUCAUGUAAAUAUCAGAUAGUUUCGUUAAAAAUGUCUUUUAAGGAUUGAACUUUUUUUAACUGAUUUAUAAAUAGGUAUUUUUCAAGUUAUUGAUACUUCCAAAUAUAUUUAAGAAUACUAACAUUUCUUAUGUUAGUUGAAACUGAUGCAGGAAAAUUUUUCACAGGGAAAAUUAUCACAAUUUUCUGGUGACAUUUAUUAAGUGGAGUUUUUUACAUAGAAUCAUUUGAAUUUCAUUUUUAAAAUAAAAUUUUAACCAAAUAAUCAGAAAAGUACAAAUUGGUGCACAUAAAUAAAAUACUUGGUAUAUAGCUUUACACUAGUUACUUAUAGAAGUUAACUUGUUUCCGUCCACCUCGGUCUGGAGUCUCAUUGUAUAAGUUUAUGUUUUUAUAUGUUGAAUAUUUGCAAUAUUAAAUAUAUACAAAUAA
Messenger RNA from Leptinotarsa decemlineata (Colorado potato beetle), 3733 nucleotides. RefSeq lists its product as uncharacterized. The record is from RefSeq and is a predicted model, not a curated record. Lineage: Eukaryota; Metazoa; Arthropoda; Insecta; Coleoptera; Chrysomelidae.